AUGAAUACCAUCAGGAAUACCGGAAACUGGAUCUCCCACAAGACCCAAGGUGGUGCUCACGCUGCCAGCAAGGAGACAAACAAACAAGUCGCUAAGGACCCCAAUGUUCGAACCUCCACGCGCAUUCGAGCUGCAGGCGACGCCGUCAAGGACAAGAUCCAUGAAUCUUCCCACAACCGUACUGCCGAUGCGAACAAGCAUGCAGCCAAGCACAAUUACUAG
Molecule: messenger RNA, 222 nt
Organism: Exophiala xenobiotica
Lineage: Eukaryota; Fungi; Ascomycota; Eurotiomycetes; Chaetothyriales; Herpotrichiellaceae
Exons: 2
Coding region: 1-222 (73 amino acids)
Source: RefSeq, a predicted model, not a curated record